AUGUCCCUUGUUGAAUUUCUCACUUCGCCUCUUGGACUGGGUCUGAGUGUUGGACUCACUCUGGUCAUCAUUUACUUUGUUUUCUUCACUGGAAAUUCUGAUGAAACACCAACCAAUGAAACCGAUGAAAUUGUGCACUCCAAUAGAGCUGGAAUUACUCGUAAGGAAGUUGCCGAACACAACUCGAUGGAUGAUUUAUGGGUUAUUAUUGAUAACAAGGUGUAUGAUUUGACCAAGUUUGCACCCUCUCAUCCUGGUGGUGAUGUUAUUGCCCGUAAUGCUGGUGGUGAUGCUACUGCCGGAUUCUAUGGUAUUCAACAUCCCGAGAGAGCCUUUGUUGAAAUUGAGGACAUGAUUGUUGGUACUUUGAAGGAAGAGGAACACGCCAGAUACAUUACUCCAGAAGAAAUCGCCAAGCACAACACUGAGAAGGAUUGUUGGAUUGUUAUUGCCACUCGUGUUUAUGACGUUUCUCCCUUCCUAAAGACUCAUCCUGGAGGUGUUUCAGCAAUUAUGAAGUACGCCGGUGGUAAACAAGAUGCUACCAAGGCUUUCCUCGAUAAUCCAAGCCAUCCAUUCCCUGAUGCCAAGUCUGAUUUGUAUCCACUCUUCAUUGGAUACGUUUCCAAGGAUGGAGUCAAUCCAUUCUCUGACAACAAGAAGAAGGCAGCAGUCGAAAAACAAAAGAAACUUGCUGUUAAAUAA
Molecule: messenger RNA, 705 nt
Organism: Naegleria lovaniensis
Lineage: Eukaryota; Heterolobosea; Eutetramitea; Acrasida; Naegleriidae
Exons: 1
Coding region: 1-705 (234 amino acids)
Cellular component (GO): membrane; intracellular membrane-bounded organelle
Molecular function (GO): heme binding
Source: RefSeq, a predicted model, not a curated record